Messenger RNA from Colletotrichum truncatum, 267 nucleotides. Its product is annotated as HET domain containing protein. The record is from RefSeq and is a predicted model, not a curated record. Lineage: Eukaryota; Fungi; Ascomycota; Sordariomycetes; Glomerellales; Glomerellaceae.
AUGGGAAUCUGUCUUCCUGUCGGCGAUUGCACAAAAGACCAGAUCAGUCUAACGGACAACCCCCUGAAUUCAAUUUGCGACACUACAAACAAUAACAGCAACAACGACGCCAUCGCGUCUGCCUCCAAAAUACUUUCGGGGGCUGUAGCUAAGGCAACUACGACAGCCUCGUCAACCUCGAAGCCCAAGGCGACCAAUGCUGCCAGCCCUUUGGGACAAAGUAUUGAGCUGGCUCUCGUUAUCGCCGCUGCUGCAGUCAUCCUUUAG